UUGGUAGUUCGUACAGCGAUAGUCGUGAAACGUGUUAUCGCAACUGACAUAAACUUGGCGGGCAGCGCCGGAGACUGAGAGCGCCACCGGACGGACGGAAAUGACUGCGAGAAGCUCGGAAGAAAAGGUGGAGCCGCUCCUCACUCAUUCUGCUCCGCCACCUCCUCCACCUCCUCCGCCGCCUCCACCUCCGCCUCCUCCGCCUCCUCCAUACUACGUCAUCCCCGCAUUCAUCCUCCUCCCGCCCUACCCCUUCCCUAGGCGCCGCUGCUGCGGUCUUCUUUGCUACGUCACCUGCCUCGUCGGCCUCGCCCUGGCCGCCAUCCUCCUCGCCUUCGCCGCCUACUUCCUCUGGCCCUCCGACCCCGAGCUUCGGGUCUCCCACAUCCGCGUCGACCGCAUCCGCGUCUCCCGGCCGGGCGGCGCCGCCUUGGACGUCUCCGUCGGCAUCGAGGUCCGCGUCCGGAACCCGGACUACUCCGCCAUCGACUACGGCUCCCUCGCGGUCUCCGUCUGGUACCGCGGGCAGCGGCUUGGGACCGGGACCACCCGCGGCUGGCACGUGAGGGCAAGGGGGUCGUCGUACGUGGGCGCCGAUCUCCGGCUCGACGGGAUCCAGUUCCUCGACGAUUCCUCUGAUCUGAUCGAGGAUCUCAACAGCGGUUCCUUGGUGCUGGAUACGGUCUCCGAGUUCAAGGGCAAGAUACGCCUCUUCUUCUUUCAAGUUCCCGUUCAGGGAAGGGUUUCUUGCUCGGUAAAUGUAAAUCCAGAAAACCAGAAGAUCAUUCAUCAGGAUUGCUACCCUGAGUGACGGCUGAUGCACGAAGCAAAAUACCUUUGUGGAUAAUGCUUAAUCAUUAUUGUUUGCUUCUUUAUCAGGCUAGAGCUAGCAUUUUGCCAUUCAUUGCUGUGAUAUAUGUGGAUUAAAACAGGGUCUUUGUCAUAAUACAUAUUGUAACUGACAAAACACGCAAGUGUUGUAAAUAAACAGUUCAUAUGCCUAUCAUGAACUAACUGAUUGGAGAUUAUGGUAUCUAUUAUGGUUAUAUGAGCACAUGGAUGAGGUUAUUCUUCUGUUCA
Molecule: messenger RNA, 1080 nt
Organism: Elaeis guineensis (African oil palm)
Lineage: Eukaryota; Viridiplantae; Streptophyta; Magnoliopsida; Arecales; Arecaceae
Biological process (GO): defense response to other organism
Source: RefSeq, a predicted model, not a curated record